This is a messenger RNA of Puntigrus tetrazona (Sumatra barb), 2431 nucleotides long. RefSeq names its product solute carrier family 48 member 1a (gene slc48a1a). Gene Ontology annotation, cellular component: lysosomal membrane; plasma membrane. Gene Ontology annotation, molecular function: heme binding; heme transmembrane transporter activity. The record is from RefSeq and is a predicted model, not a curated record. Gene Ontology annotation, biological process: heme transport. NCBI's taxonomy places the organism in Eukaryota, Metazoa, Chordata, Actinopteri, Cypriniformes, Cyprinidae. The transcript has 3 exons. Bases 152 to 586 code for a protein of 144 amino acids.
UUGUUGCCAUGGUGAUACCGGGGAGCUCUUCCGGGUCGUGCAGUCGUGUUUACGAAUAAGCAGCGCUGCAUUACAUAAUCUCUCAUCGAUGGUGUAAUCUUUCUCUUCAGCUACUUGUCACAGCUUUACUGUGCUACUUUAUACACCAUCAAUGGGUCCAAACAGGAUCUACAUCAGUGUGGGUUACGCCAUGUUCGGCAUGUCGGUGGGAUUUUCGUCGUUUAUCGUGUGGAAUGUGGUUUAUAAGCAGCCAUGGACGGCGGCGAUGGGCGGAUUAUCAGGAGUUCUGGCACUCUGGGCAUUGGUCACCCACAUUAUGUACAUUCAGGACUACUGGCGCACUUGGCUGAAGGGACUCAAGUUCUUCAUGUUUGUUAGUUCGGUCUUCUCCCUCCUGGCUAUUGCUGCUUUUGCCACCUUCAUAGCUUUGGCUGUUAUAGAAAAGCAGUCAAUAACUGACCCAAAGAGCUUCUAUCUAUCGGCCGUGUGGAGCUUCAUGACUCUCAAAUGGGCCUUUCUUCUGGGCAUGUACUCCUACCGCUACCGCCAGGAGUUUGCUGACAUCAGCAUCCUCAGUGACUUUUGAUUGGCUCCUCCAUCUGUAAUAGAUUUGUAGCUGCCAGUCGGUGGCUUCACCUGCCAAUGCGGAGAUGGAAGGAUGGAUGGAUCUCCUUUUUAAAACCGUCUUACGGCCUCCUUGCUUUCAAAGAAAAGACUCAAAUCUCAGCCCCUCCUUGCCACAGAUCCAGGCCCUGGAGCAAGAAGUCAGUGAAUGUCUGCGAUCUGCCUCUUUUUGUCUUUUUUGAGUUAAUUGGAGGUUUUACAUCGACAUCGGUCAAAGAUGUGGCAGUUGUGUCGAAGGAAGUGGAUACACUAGAUUGUGGUCGCAGGUAGUUGUUACUUCACUCAGGGCAACUUCUCUCCAAAUGUCAGAUGUGAAAGGAAGGCUUUCCUUCCCUGUCAGAAAAAAAAGUGCAAAAAUGUACCUUCAGGGGUGCGACUGCUUGUCAUUGGGCAGUAGACCUUGUCUCUACCCCUUUACAGGGGUGUCACAUGCAUUCUUAAUUUAGAAGAACAUACUCUAAAAGUUUUACUUUGAAGAGUGCUGUAAUGACAUGGUACAAUUUUUGUACUUUUUUUUUUUUUUUUUAAUGAAUGGGUGUACGAUGAAGGAUUAGCACAGCUUUAUUGGUCUCAGCCAGCGAUGGUGGAAUCGACCUUUCAGAUAUAGAUAGUGUUCUUUAUUAUUUGCCAUAUGUGAUUUCUUUUGGCUGCGUUUGGAACUGCAUACUAGCAUUUUAAAGUUAAGUUAAAAUUAGUUUUUAAUUUACGAAAGGGUCAUAAAUACAGUAAACACAGUAAUAUUUUUAAUGAAGUUUUCUGUUCAAUGUAUACUAUGAUGCAUAUGAAAUAUGAAAAUAUGCACAGGACGGUCCCAGUGAAGUGCGCCUGGCUUUCCAUUACCAACACGUUGAGCCAUAAUAAUAUCAGCCCUUUUUAUUAUGUUGACUCCGACUGCUAAAAGCCAUACAUUAUUACUCACUGAAAUGUGACAAUGUAGCAUUCUAGGUUUAUUGGUGCGUAAUGCAUUCUGUUUUGCAUACUUCCUUUAUAUGCAUAGCAAAUCCUUUGCAGUGUGGGUAGUUUUUUCUUUCCGAAUUUUACCAUUGGUUCACUAUCAUUAUGCAGUUCCUCUCUUUGCCACUAGUGGGGGGUGAUUGAGCAACUGAAUGAAUGGCGCUCAGUCCUCAGAUGUUUUUAGUUACGUAUCAGCACUAAAUUGUAUUAAAACCAUGAGCUGAAUUCACAAUAUUUUUAAAUGCUUACGUUAUCAUGUGAAAUGUUAUUUCUGGAUAGUUUUUCUUCAAGAUAUUCUAUCCGAUAAAACAAGCGUUUAUGUUUUAAAGUGUAUGUUUUGUUUGUUUGAGGGACGAGCGCUCCGUCUCUGUGUGUGUUGAGCGGAUAUUAAGUGUGGUCUGGUUUGUUGUCAUUUUCGGAUGUUGAAGGAUCAGUCAUUUAUUCACCGUCAUGUCAUUUAAAUCCCAAUUUUUAUAGUCAAAAAACCCCUCAUAUAAUAACUUUAUAAGAGAAACAGACAUAAUUAAAUGAAUAAAAAUGAAUACAUUUCGGAAGACUUUUGAAAAACCAUUCAUUUUUAGUAGCCGAAAAGUAACAAACGCAUUACUUUGCACUAGAUUGCAUAGAAAUGUUGUAAGUGUUUUAAUGAGUAGAAGGGGUCACCUUCAAAAACUUUUACCAACAUUUCACUUUAUAGCAUGUGUGUAAAGCAGUUUUGUACCAUAAUGCUUUUAGCCAGCUAUAUGCAGAUUCAUCACUGGUUACAGUUACACUACCUGCAGCUUAAAACUUUGCACAGUAUGAGUUACAUUGGGACAUUUGAAGAAGAUUAAAGUACUGUUGUUUAAAUCUA